AUGGCCAGCCGAGCGAGGCAACUCCACGCCAUCUACAUGACCAGUUGCUACCAUGACCCUGACAAGUGGGCCCACCUCGUCAGGGAGUACGCCUCCCAAUCCUUGCUUCGGGAAGCCGCCCUCGUCUACGCCAGGAACGUGCCCCGCCGGACGCACCACCAGCCCCUCCUCCCCGUCCUCCUCAAGGCCGCCGCCGCCGCCUCCCUGGCCGAGUCUGGACUCGGCAAGUCCCUCCAUGCGGAGGCCCUCAAGUCCGCCUUCACCCGCGACCUGCUCGUCGGCACCACGAUCGUGUCAAUGUACUGCAAGUGCGGCGCACUCGCCGACGCGCGCAGGGCGUUCGACGAAAUGCCGGACCGGAACGUCAUCAGUUACAACGCGCUUCUCGCCGGGUACGCCGCGGCGGGGGACAUGGACGGUGCCCUGGCGCUGUUCGGUGGCAUGCGCUCCUGGACGUAUGUCACGUGGGCGACGCUGAUCCGUGGGUUCGCGGAGAUGGACAACAUGCCGGAGGCUCGGAAGUGGUUCGAGGCCACGCCGCCGGGGAUGCGGACCGUUGUCACGUGGACCGUGCUCGUGCAUGGCUACGUGUCGAUGGGGGACAUGGAGGCGGCGAGGGAGGUGUUCGACAGGAUGCCCGCGAGGAACGCCUUUGUUUGGUCGUCGAUGGUCACGGGAUACUUCAAGGUCGGCAACGCCGAGGAGGCGCGGGCGGUGUUCGAUAGGAUCCCAACGCGGAACCUGGUGAACUGGAACGCGCUGAUCGCCGGGUACGCACAAAUCGGGUGCAGCGAGAAGGCGCUCGAGGCUUUUCAUUCGAUGCUGCAGGAGAGGGUAAAGCCGGACGAGUUCACCAUGGCAAGCUUGCUGUCAGCUUGCGCGCAGCUCGGGUCGCUAGAGCAGGGGAAGAAAGUUCAUGACUUCAUUAAACGGGAGCAUAUCCGGAAGAACCACUUUGUGGUGAACGGUCUGAUCGACAUGUAUGCCAAGUGUGGUGACCUCGCGUACGCCCGAUACAUCUUUGAUAGCACGAGACGGAAGAACACCGAAUGCUGGAACACCAUGAUCUCCGCACUUGCAAGCCAUGGUCAGAGCGAUGAAGCACUCUACCUGUUCUUCCAGAUGGAGCGCUCUGGGCCGACGCCCAACGCGAUCACUGUUCUUGCCGUGCUUGGAGCUUGCACGCACAGAGGGUUUGUUGAUGAAGGAUUACAAAUCUUCAACAAGCUCGAUGCGUAUGGAGUUGAAGCGGGAGUGGAACAUUACGGUUGCCUGGUUGAUCUAUUAGGCCGGGCUGGAAAACUGAAGGAAGCCUACGAGAUUGUCAAGAACAUGCCUGAGGAACCCAACGAGGUGAUCUGGGGAUCGUUGCUUGGAGCUUGCAGAGUGCAUGGUGAUGCGGAAAUGUCAAGAUUGGUAACGGAUGAGAUCCAUCGAUUGCAUUCUGCUCAUGCAUCGUCUAAUGAUGCAGAGUACAUCAUGCUGUCAAAUAUCAUGGCUGCUUCAGAGAGCUGGGAGCAGGCAGAGCAAAUUAGGAGGAAAAUGGCGCGACAUGGGGUCGAGAAGACUCCUGGCUGCAGUUCGCUUGAGCUUGGCAUUCCUGAAUACCGAGUGUGUGCAGGCAGUAGGCAGUAG
Miscanthus lutarioriparius is the source of this 1635-nucleotide messenger RNA. Lineage: Eukaryota; Viridiplantae; Streptophyta; Magnoliopsida; Poales; Poaceae. The record is from the annotation of a GenBank genome assembly.